CCUUCAGGGAAGAAGCAAUUAUUAAUAACUCUCUAUAUUUGAUUACGGAAAGUUUCGCUAUACAUCGGUUGCCUCGCAGGUAAAAAUUUCAAGGGGAUAUACCGAUUAGAGAUAGACCAUAAUUGUUGAUCUUGAAAAUGCUUGAAUUAAAUGUUGACGAUGAUCAUCUACCCCGAGUUGCUGAUUUUUAUCACGGCAAGACUGUCUUCAUUACAGGAGCCACUGGAUUUGUUGGAUCCGUUAUUUUAGAACUUUUGUUAAGGUGCUGCCCUGGAAUUGAAGCCAUUUACAUAUUAAUAAGACCAAGGAAAGAUAAGAAACCAGAUGACAGGAAAGAGCAAAUUUUCAAUAAAAAGAUAUUCGACAGACUCAAAGAAGAGAAUAAAGAGCUGCUGAACAAAGUUCAUGUGAUAUCUGGAGAUAUUAAGCAGCCUAAUUUAGGAAUGAGUAAAGAAGAUAUACAGCUUCUAAUUGAAAAGACAUCCGUUGUAUUUCACUGUGCGGCAAAUAUACAAUUAACUAAUCCUCUGAAUAUUAUGCUUACACUCAUUUUUUUGAGUUUGAAUAGCAUAAUCGAAUUAUGCAGAAAAAUGAAGAAAUUAGAAGCUUUAGUUUACACAUCUACAGCGUACAGUAACUGCAAUCGUCCCACCAACCUUAUAAAAGAAGAAAUUUAUAGAAUGCCUUUUCCAGCAGAGAAAUUUCUUAUUGCCUUAAAAAAUAAUGAUAAUGAAAAGCUCCAAGAAAUGGCCGCUUUUUGUAAACCAGACUGGCCGAAUACAUAUACCUUCAGCAAGUCUAUGGCUGAAAAUUUAAUAGCAGACACUGCAUCAGAUUUACCUGUCGCCAUAAUACGCCCGUCUAUCGUCAUGAGCACAUUGAAAAAUCCAGUGCCUGGAUAUUUAGAAGGACAUUCUGGAAUUGCAGCUCUUUCUUUUUGGUGUGGCAAAGGCGUCAUUAAAGUUUUGCAUGGAGACAAAAAUAGCAAAAUGAAUUUGGUUCCAGUAGAUAUCGUUGCCAAUGCUCAUAUCUUAGUAGCUUGCUAUAUUGGAACAAAAAGAUGUGCAUCUCCUCCAGUAUUUAAUUGCACAGCCAGUGAAAAGCUUCAUAUUAAGAUCGGGGAAUAUAUUGAAAUUUUAAAUAAUAUGUUUCUCGAAUUUCCCCUUCCACAAGCAUUUUCUGAGUAUGUCGGAUGCAGCAUACAUUCCAACAAAUAUCUUUACUAUAUAGCUAGAAUGUACCAUCACCAACUUCCUGCAUUUGUUUUAGAUGUGAUUCUUAAAAUUUCAGGAAAAAAACCUAAGUUAUGCUCUUUGUACUCUUUUUUCGAUUUAGUGGUGGAGCCAUUGCACUAUUUCAUGUCAGCAACAUUUAACUUUGAGAGAAAUAACGUUCAAGCUCUUGACAAAUUGAUUCAUCCUGAAGACAGAAAAGAUUUGUCUUUGGAUUUUGAAGAUGUAACUUUUCAAGACAUGGCAUCUAAACUUCCUCAAUCAACUCUAUAUUUUGAUUGGAAACUUGAUAAAAAAUCUCCAUCGGAACGGCAAAGAAUCAAGUAUCGACGCCAUAUGAUGAUUACUAGCAUUCGAUGGACAUUCGUGAUAUUUCUCUUCAUAUUUAUCAGUUGGAUAUUUUACAUGGUUUUCUAUUAGUUUAAUGAGUUUGGUUUGAGAUGUUGUUAUUACUUUGUAAACAUAUUAUUACAAUAAUGAAAGAUUAUUAAUCGAUGUAGUGUUGA
This is a messenger RNA of Argiope bruennichi, 1738 nucleotides long. Its product is annotated as fatty acyl-CoA reductase 1-like. The record is from RefSeq and is a predicted model, not a curated record. Lineage: Eukaryota; Metazoa; Arthropoda; Arachnida; Araneae; Araneidae. Gene Ontology annotation, biological process: long-chain fatty-acyl-CoA metabolic process. Gene Ontology annotation, molecular function: alcohol-forming very long-chain fatty acyl-CoA reductase (NADP+) activity. The coding region runs from base 138 to 1652 and encodes 504 amino acids. Gene Ontology annotation, cellular component: peroxisome. The transcript has 13 exons.